This is a messenger RNA of Racocetra persica, 380 nucleotides long. Lineage: Eukaryota; Fungi; Glomeromycota; Glomeromycetes; Diversisporales; Gigasporaceae. The record is from the annotation of a GenBank genome assembly.
AUGUCCUCAGAGGUUAAUAGCGCGGUUGCUAAAUUCAAUUCAUUAGCAGCAUCUAAAUCAUUUUGGAUCCCUUGUGGAUUGCAUGCAAUCCACAUUGCUCUAACACAUUUUGAAAAUACGGCAUUUGGAAAAUUAGAUUCCGUCAAAAGAUUAUCAUUAAAAAAGCAUUCAUAUAAUUUACUUAGUCUUGCUUUCUAUCUUCACGACGGAUACAAUAUUUCAGAUAAAGACAGUCUGUUAAACCUAAAAUCUGGAAUGUUAAAAGAACUCUAUAAAAUUGUGUUUAACUUUGAAAUACGUGAAGUCCAUAUUCGCUUUGCACACUUCUUUAUUGAACAGCUCGAAAAUGCCAAAGAUGUUCCGAAAUCAUACUUAAAUAA